CUACAAAAAGCAGAGCAACCUAGCCUGUGAAAACAAAUGCAAAGCAACAAUACAAACACAGGCGAAAUCAAAUUAAAAGACACAGACGUAAUAAUAUAUGCGUGAAAAACUAGCUGGCAACAAUAAUAGUUGCUUGUGUUGAUCCAAAUGUCAAGAAAAUCUAGCAAAAAGAGACGCAUCAAAUAAAAUCUAAGUGUGAAGUGCUAUUUUGACUAUGACUUCGGUUAUAUAUGUGAAUUCGAGCUCGGAUUCGGAGGAGGAGGGCCCACCUGAUGCGAAGCGUGCGCGCCGUGAUCCCGCUAAAUUGACCACAUCGAAAGCUUUGCCCUCCAAACUAUUGCAAAUACCAAAAGCGCAGACUACAACACCAACAACACAAUUGACUCCCGCGAUCAAAGCUUCAGCGGCAUCUGUGAUUGGAGCGACAGUAGCCGGUGCCAGGGCUACAAUUGGGAUCCUACAAGUCCAUGCUCUUACCCAGUGGCAUAACAGUAACCAAGCACAACAACAGCAAUGGCGGCCUCAGUAUCGUUAGUCCGAAACCGUCCGUGGAGAACAAUAACAAUAAUAACACUAGUAACAAUAACACUAGUGUGAAGGGAAAGCCAUUAAAAUUAUCACUGGUCACGCAAAAUACCAGUGUCUGGCCCAAGGCUCCGACAACGCUGGCCACGAUAACCAGUGUGCCUACCCCAUCGACAGUCAAGCAGCUAACGCCGUUGGCGAAGGGAUAUAACAAGGUACAGCAACAAAGACUACCCCACCAGCAGCAGCAACAACAGCAACAACAGCAGCAGCAGCAAAAAACAGCGAUGGUGCAGCAGAAAGUCGCAAGUCCAAUGCCACAAAGGAUGACCAUGUUAGCGCAACAAAAAACAGGAAAACAAAUGGCAUUGCAGCAGCAGCAGCAAUUGAAACAGUUGCAAUUGCAGCAGCAGCAACCGCAGCAAACGAAGCAGCAAUUGUUGUUGCAGCAGCAGCAACAGCAGCAGGCGAAGCAGACAUUGUUGUUGCAGCAGCAACAGAAGCAGCAACUGCAGCAACAACAGCAGAAACAGCAAGUUCCAUUGGAGCAGCAAAAACAACAACAGCAGAAACAGCAACUACAAUUGGAACAACAAAAGCAGCAACUGCAACAACAGAAGCAUCAACUUGUAUUGGAACAGCAAAAGCAGCAGCAACAGAAACAGCAGCAGCAGCAGCAGCCAAAGCAUCAAGUGCAGUUGCAGCAACAGCAGCAGCCAAAGCAGCAACUACAACAAAAGCCACAAAUGCCACAACUGCAGCAAACGCAGAGGCCACUUACAGCUUUGACACAGCAUAAAGCUUUAAUGCAGCAACAGAAACCGCCAUCAACGCUGUUGCAGCAAAAGACGCAGGCACAAUUAAGGGCACAACAGCAAAAGAACUUGGUUAAACAGCAGCAGAUGCAGCCACAACAGCGAUUGCCCACUUUGCAGAAACAAACAGUGACCAUCACACCAACAACAGCAACUGCAACUUCAGCCAUUGCUCAAGCGCAGCAGCAACCGCAACAGAAGUCACCUCAAUUGCAAGUUGCUACGACAACAGCACCUCAAAAGCAGCCACUGCCGGCACACACUGCCACAGCAUUGGCGUUACAAAAGCAAAAACAACAGCAGCAGCAGCAGCAACAACAGACAGCUUUGGCGUUGCAGCCGACAGUGAUGCAUAAUGCUGCUACUGCUGGCAAUACAACACAAAUGCCACCAUUGUUGGCGAAGCUGACGCCAAUGCCAAUACUGAGUAAACAGCCGCUGAACAAGACGAGCACAACAAACACCAACAACAAUCUUAACAUCAGCAUCAGCAUUAAUAGUAGCGCAGCACGUACUUUACCCUAUAAGACGAAGCCAACAAUAGCGAGCAAUACACCGCUGCGAAGCGUGCAGCAAGUCACCACCAACAGUAGCAGCAGCACCAACAGCAGCACGCCCAUUCAGUCAAUAACAGCUGGUGCAACUCCACCAUUGCGUCUGCUUGCCACACCGCCACAUUGUGCUGCAGCACUUAAUGAACCGCUGUUACUUAAUUUGCCACCCACAACAAGUAUAACACCUCAACUGACACCGACAACAACACCGCCACCGUCGUCGACAACGGCAACAUCAGCAACCGUGAAAAUGUCAUUUCCCGGUGCCAGCAUUUCGCCAGUGACAAAAACUCCAGCGAAACGUGUGCAGCCCAUCACUGUACUCAAGAAAUCGGAUGAGGAGUGGCGCAAGCACAUUGCGCAGCAACAGCAGCAGCAACAACAGCAGCAGCAACAGCAGUUGAAUAAGCCAAAGGAACUGGAGUCACCUACAAUUGUGCUAGUGGAAUCGCCGCCAACAACGCCGCCCAACGACAAAGUGGAUAAUGAGCCGGCGAAGCGAAAGACGCCGCCGAAUGUUGUAGCUCCUGCAAGUGCAACGGCAACAACAACGACAACGGCAGCAACAACGACUGCAACUCGUGCACCAUUGGUCAGUGAAUAUGCGUCAUUGUUGCAGCUUUGUCGUGAGACAGACAAGUCCAAGGAUAUGGAGCGUUUGAUAGAGAUUAAGCUGAUGAAGCAUUAUUAUAGCGUCCAUGAGAAUUUUGUGCGUUCGCGUGGCUUUCGCAAGCAACUACAGCAGGCCAUGGAACGCAUACGCAAUGAGCCUGACAUGAUCUAUGUGCAUCUAAAGUGCGUAGUCGACGAGCUGAAAGUGCGACGAAAGGCCAAGGCGGUGCUGCCACUGCAAGAGGAUCUAGCUGAAGAGAAGCCACAGCCGCCACAGUUGCCAGCAGCUACAGCUACAGCGGAAGUGAAAGCAGCUGACGUAACUGCACCACCGAUCACGCCCAGCACUGGCAACAAACGGACCGAUGAGCGCAUCAGGAAACUCAAUCGCACAUUGUACACAAUUACGAAGCGUAUUAGCGCGUUGGAGGAGGCAGACGUCGAUUGGAAUGACGAUGAUGACUCCAGCUAUCUGCAGGUUGAGCGUUACAAGAAGCGCGCCUGCCAGAUCUAUGAGAAAAUCUGUGAUUUAACCGGUGAAAGUAAAAGCGCCCAUCGACAGAUGAAGCAACCGAUACUAUUUAAGGAUUCACCCUAUCCACAAUUCAAUCGGACUCUAUCGGCAUUCGUGAAUCGCAUGCACGAAUUUCCUGAUUAUUAUGAUGUGUUGCAGCUGCUCGAGCACUGCAAUAAGGACAAGGAUCUGGGACUCGCUUCAUUCGAAAUGAAGCGCAUAGCUCAUGAUGCCUUUGUUAAAGUGGGUCGAUUGCUGCAAGCGCGACGCAAGACUGAUCUCUACGAGACCGUAACACAUUUUACGGCAAACGCAAAGGAUCCGGCAGCAAGCGAUGCCACGCUGUUGGCCAAGCUAAACGAGAACAACAAGAAGCAAACCAAAAUCAGUGAUAUUCUGGAAAAAUUUGCACGCGAGCAGGAUCUCAGUGCAGAAGAACAGAGAGAGGCACGUCAGAAGGAGAAGCAAUUACAGGCUGAAAAAGCGGCGGCUAACGAGCAAGGCAACGUUGCCGCUGUCGAUGAUGACAAACCCUGCACCAGCGCACAGGCGGCUCAAGCGGCUGCCGAGGCGACUCAAACUACUCCAGCAACAACACAGAUCGUGGGCGAGAACGAGAAGGAGAACGAACUGACGAAUGGAGUCAAGAAGCCGCUAGGCAACUGUGUGAUUGGAAGUGAUAGUGACGACGAUGAGGAGGAAGACGACGACGAUGACGAGGAAUCGGAUGAGGAUGUCGAUACAUUUGUGGACAAUUUCAAGGCAAACGGCGAUGUAUCUGACGCAGAGUCCGAAACGGAACUAAAUGCAGCACCAAAGACACUUGACGCCGCGGCUACUCAUGUGAUAGAUAAUAGUGAAACGAGAGUCAAGACUGCUGCGCCCAUCGAUAACCUUGCAAUUGAUGAAAAUGUUGACAUUGAAGAAGCUUCCCAAGCGCAAGCGUCAACUCCAAUUGCUAAUGGCAAGCUUAAAGACGCACCAACCGCCCACAUGCUAAAGAUUAUGUCCGUCUCUAGUCUAAAUGCCAGUGUCUCUCCAAAUAGCAACAACAACAAUAAACCCCAGCAGGCAACCCAUCAGCCACAGCAGCAGAAACAACAGCAGCAACACAAACAGCAAAAGAUGUUGAUAGACACUGAAAUUGUCAUUUCAGACGAGGAGUCAUAGGUAUUCCUUAUGGUUGAAUUCGAACUGCAGCGUAUUAGUUUAUGAUUUAGCUAGAAUUUAUUUAUUUAUCAUCAUAUUGCGCACAAUUUGUUAUACUUUAUAUACGUUAGUAGAUUUCAUUUUCCAUUUAUUACAUAUGUACGUAUAUGUAUUUUUACGUAAUUCAAUAUUUUUAUGUAACACGGCACGUUGUCGAUGCUGUGACCUAUAAGUUUUGGUUUUUGUGCGCAAAAACCCUUAGAUAGUGUACAUACGGAAUACAACUACUAUUACGAAUAAGUGUGUUUUACAAAAACACUAAUGUCAUAAGAAAUAAAUGAAAUUAAA
This is a messenger RNA of Drosophila nasuta, 4517 nucleotides long. It is a transcript of the gene Daxx, whose product is annotated as Daxx-like protein. The transcript is spliced from 5 exons. Bases 468 to 4190 code for a protein of 1240 amino acids. Gene Ontology annotation, cellular component: nucleus; PML body. NCBI's taxonomy places the organism in Eukaryota, Metazoa, Arthropoda, Insecta, Diptera, Drosophilidae. Gene Ontology annotation, molecular function: transcription coactivator activity; transcription corepressor activity; histone binding. Gene Ontology annotation, biological process: regulation of DNA-templated transcription. The record is from RefSeq and is a predicted model, not a curated record.